GCAAGAUUUAGAAAUGUCCAUUACCCAAGUAGAAGACUGGAGAUCUCAUAUUGUAAGAACCGUGAAUCAGGAUGAUGGAAGAAUAGACAUUCUGCAUGACCUGAAGAACAACGAAGUCCUAGUGAUCCUAGACUGGGCAAUGAAGUACUUGCCACAGAUGUAUCGGGAGAAAAUGAAAGACUUCUUUGGUCAGAAAGGUGUACACUGGCAUGUAUGUGUUGCAGUUUUCAAGGAUCAAAAUGGAAGUUUGGUGCACAAGACAUUUACUCACAUAAUGGAUUAUGUGAAACAGGACUUCUUUGCUGUUCUUUCAUUACUAGAACAUACACUAGUAACCAUUAAACAACAUAUGCCAAACAUUACGGAAGCUUACCUGAGGUCAGACAACGCUGGGUGCUACCAUUGUGGGCAGAUAUGGCUCUCCAUACCAUCAUUGUCGGAGAGAACAGAUUUCAAGAAUCAGUAUUGCUUAGAAACAUAA
Molecule: messenger RNA, 481 nt
Organism: Magallana angulata
Lineage: Eukaryota; Metazoa; Mollusca; Bivalvia; Ostreida; Ostreidae
Exons: 3
Coding region: 14-481 (155 amino acids)
Source: RefSeq, a predicted model, not a curated record